AAUCCGAUUGCCGAUGCCAGAUGGCGCGUUCCAGAAGAGGAGGAACAAACAGAAAGUAGAUCGGCGGUUGCAGGCGCGGUGGGGGAGAAGUCGCCUUCUCUUUUCCUCUGACAUUCUACCUCUGCAAUCCUUAUUUAUUCCUCCCCUCUCCCCGUAUUGCCCCUACUCUCUUCCUACAUUCCCAUAUUACCCUCAUCUUCUCCCCACCUCCUCCUCCCCCGAACAGAGAUAUUUUCUCUCUCACUUCUUCUCUAUAUAUAUGUUUGUACCUCCGUCUCAAUACACAACUCAGGGCGCCUCGGUGGCCUUCUCCAUGGCUGAUUGUUGAGACAAUAAAUUUGAAGUUGGAGUUUCGUUGAUUUGGUAACUUAAAGAUGCCUGGGGUUGUCGUGGAUGGAAUUAAUAAAGAAGGGUCGGUGCAUGAAUUAAAUGGAAAUUCAGCAGUUUGUAAAGAAAGUUCUGUGCAGUACAAGUCUCCCAAAAGUACUUUGAGCCCGCAAAGUACUCGAAGUGCGAUUCCUGAUGUCCCUCUUGAUGGGGCAGUGGACACCUCGAUUGAGCAGCUCUAUGACAAUGUGUGUGAGAUGCAGAGUUCUGAUCAGUCACUGUCGAGGCCGAGCCUUGGAUCUGAUGGUGAAGAGUCUAGGAUUGAUUUUGAGUUGCGCCAUCUUGUUGGAGGAGAGAUGAGGGAGAUUGAGAUAAUGGAAGAAGAGAUUGAGAUACCAGAGGAUGACUGUCAUAGCAAUUCUCCCUCCAAGAAAGAAACAUUAUCUGCAGGGAAGAAGUCAGGGAAGACAGAUAAGACCCAUUCUGCAAACUCAAGGUCUGAUUCCUCAGUGCAAUCAAAGAAAGUAUCUCAGUUGCAGGUGGAAUCUGAAACAUCCGCAAAAUCAAGUCUGAAGACCAAAAGUCCUCCGGAGAAACCUCCUAAUAAUAAGCAGAGAGAAAAGAAUUGGAGAAAACCAAAAGCUGGAGUCACUCCCACAAGGAAACAGAAGAAUUCACCAGUAGGAGGGGUGAAGUUGCAAAAUGGAUCUGAAGAUUCAUCUGAAUCAGGCCUGGAUAAUCCGGAUCUUGGACCAUUCCUACUUAAGCAAGCACGGGACUUGAUUUCUUCUGGGGAAAAUUACCAGAAAGCUCUUGAAUUGGCUCUUCGAGCUGCAAAAUCAUUCGAGAAAUGUGCAAGUGGAAAACCCAGUUUAGAGUUGGUCAUGUGUUUGCAUGUUACAGCGGCAAUAUACUGCAGUUUAGGCCAGUAUGGUCAGGCAAUUCCAGUUCUCGAGCACUCAAUUGAGAUUCCAGUCUUUGAGGAAGGGAAAGAUCAUGCCCUUGCCAAAUUUGCUGGUCAUAUGCAGUUGGGUGAUACUUAUGCAAUGCUGGGCCAGCUUGAGAAUUCAAUACUGUGUUACACAACAGGACUGGAAGUUCAGAAACAAGUUUUGGGAGAAACUGAUGCAAGGGUUGGUGAGACCUGCAGGUAUUUGGCUGAAGCUCAUGUUCAAGCGCUGCAAUUUGAUGAGGCCAAGAAAUUUUGUCAGAUGGCUCUCGAGAUCCAUAAAGAGAAUAGUUCACCAGCAUCUCUUGAAGAGGCAGCAGAUAGGAGGCUUAUGGGUCUUAUAUGUGAAACAAAGGGCGAUCAUGAAGCUGCUCUUGAGCAUCUUGUUUUAGCUAGCAUGGCCAUGGUAGCUAAUGGGCAGGAAAUGGAGGUGGCUUCUGUAGAUUGCAGUAUUGGAGACACAUACUUGUCUCUUGCCCGGUAUGAUGAGGCUGUUUUAUCUUAUCAGAAAGCACUGACAGUUUUCAAGUCCUCCAAAGGGGAGAAUCACCCAGCUGUUGCUUCUGUCUUUGUUCGACUGGCUGAUUUAUAUAACAAGACAGGGAAAUUGAGGGAAUCAAAAUCAUACUGUGAGAACGCCCUUCGAAUUUAUGGAAAGCCCAAUCCAGGGAUCCCACCAGAGGAGAUUGCCACUGGUCUUACUGAUGUUUCUGCUAUCUAUGAAUCUAUGAAUGAGAUUGAGCAGGCACUGAAUUUGUUGGAGAAGGCAUUGAGGUUAUACAAUGAUGCCCCUGGCCAACAGGGCACAAUUGCAGGAAUUGAAGCUCAGAUGGGUGUCAUGUACUACAUGUUGGGGAAGUACUCUGAAUCUUACACCUCCUUCAAAACUGCCAUUUCAAAGCUUCGUGCAAGUGGAGAGAAGAAAUCUGCCUUCUUUGGCAUAGCUCUCAACCAAAUGGGGCUUGCUUGCGUGCAGCGUUAUGCCAUAAAUGAGGCUGCAGAUUUGUUUGAAGAAGCAAGGAGUAUUUUGGAACAAGAGUAUGGACCAUAUCACCCCGACACACUUGGGGUGUACAGCAAUCUCGCAGGAACUUACGAUGCAGUUGGGAGGUUGGAUGAUGCAAUUGAAAUCUUGGAGCAUGUCGUUGGCUUGAGAGAGGAAAAGCUUGGAACAGCAAAUCCAGAUGUGGAUGAUGAGAAGAGGAGGUUGGCUGAGUUACUAAAAGAAGCAGGCAGGGUUCGCAACAGAAAAGCUAGAUCUCUGGAAACCCUCCUUGAUGCCAACUCUCAAGCUAUAAACCAUGAUGGCAUUAAGGUAUGAAAGGAAGGCUGUUACACUCUGGAAUACUGUAACAUAGAUCAUAUUUAAAGUGAAAAUAUAAAAGGGAUAGCUGGUGGGUCAUAUUUAAAAUGAACAAGAUACAGGGAUAGAUGGUGGUUGUAUUGAUUAGAUCUUUAUUUAUUUUUUAUUUUUUGGUGGAGGAAGGGGAUGAGGAUGAAAUAACUGAAGGGUGCUUGGGGUACUAUAUUGAUUUAUGCUAUUUUAUAUUGGCUAAAAGGCUUCUUUUUGUUUGUAUAACUCUUAAGCAAUUGUUGGAAUUCCUUGAUAACAUUAUUACAAUUUGUAUUUCACUGUACAAUGAAUCUAUGAUACCUUUUUUCAUAA
Molecule: messenger RNA, 2942 nt
Organism: Malania oleifera
Lineage: Eukaryota; Viridiplantae; Streptophyta; Magnoliopsida; Santalales; Ximeniaceae
Product: protein KINESIN LIGHT CHAIN-RELATED 3-like
Exons: 3
Coding region: 375-2597 (740 amino acids)
Molecular function (GO): protein binding
Source: RefSeq, a predicted model, not a curated record